Molecule: messenger RNA, 560 nt
Organism: Pseudogymnoascus verrucosus
Lineage: Eukaryota; Fungi; Ascomycota; Leotiomycetes; Thelebolales; Thelebolaceae
Gene: TFB5
Product: TFIIH complex subunit tfb5
Exons: 3
Coding region: 122-337 (71 amino acids)
Biological process (GO): transcription by RNA polymerase II; nucleotide-excision repair; nucleotide-excision repair, preincision complex assembly
Cellular component (GO): transcription factor TFIIH core complex; transcription factor TFIIH holo complex
Source: RefSeq, a predicted model, not a curated record
GGACGUUGAAGGGGAGAUCAGGGUCAACGACGACAACGCUGGAUGGAUUGAUGCAUUAAACACGUCUACGGGUUAGAUAUACAAAUCAUCACCCAUCCCUACUUCCUUCACCACCUUCAAAAUGCCCCGCGCAAUCCGAGGUGUCCUCGUCGAAUGCGACCCCAGCAUCAAAGCCAUAAUCGUCAAACUCGACAGCGAGCGCAACGACUUCAUCGUCGAGGAGCUAGAUGACCAGACGCUCGUUAUCAACGAGGCUAAGUUGGGGACGCUGAAGAUGAUGCUUGAAGAUAAACUUAAGGAGACGCAGCAGCCGGCGGAUGAGUCGGGGUCGGAUUAGAGGGGUGUGUGAGAGGGAUGAUGCGGAGGAGUUGGGUGGAGAUUUGAUGGGAUGGAAAAUAAAUGCAGAACUGCUACGACGACGAUUUGGAGAUUGGAGAUAGGGAGUUUCAUGGACACGACAUAGAUUCGUUGUGAAAUUCCGAAGAGGACGAACAGACAGAAGAAACACGGCCUUUGGCCUGUAACAAUUAAACAGCCUAGAAUGGAUAUAAAUUCCUCCC